Molecule: messenger RNA, 3537 nt
Organism: Uncinocarpus reesii 1704
Lineage: Eukaryota; Fungi; Ascomycota; Eurotiomycetes; Onygenales; Onygenaceae
Product: CLAP1 protein
Exons: 1
Coding region: 1-3537 (1178 amino acids)
Biological process (GO): copper ion homeostasis; monoatomic cation transport
Cellular component (GO): membrane
Molecular function (GO): copper ion binding; ATP hydrolysis activity; P-type divalent copper transporter activity
Source: RefSeq, a predicted model, not a curated record
AUGGCUGUCACAACGCUGAAAGUGGAUGGCAUGACAUGCGGCGCCUGUACGUCCGCUAUUGAGUCCGCAUUUAAAGAUGUGGAUGGAGCAAAGGAGGUUUCGGUCAGCCUUGUGAUGGGAAGAGCGGUGGUAGAGCACGACCCAACAGUCCUGGCCCCAGACAUGGUGAAAGAGAUAAUCGAAGAUCGCGGCUUUGACGCAGAGGUUUUGACAGCAGAGCGCUCAGAAUCUGACAGAACCAAUGCGACCAAAUCCCCAAAUACCGUCUCGACAACGACUCUUGCAGUGAGCGGAAUGACAUGUAGCUCGUGUACAUCCGCCAUUGAGGCGGGACUGACGGGCAUUCCUGGUGUUAUCGAAGUUACCGUCUCGCUGCUAUCGGAACGGGCGGUGGUUAAGCACAACGUUUCCCAAAUUACAUCCUCACAAAUUGCGGAUAUUAUUGAAGAUCGGGGUUUUGAGGCAACCGUGUUAGAUUCGGAAAGCCCGAAACUAGAUGUCACCAGCCACACACUCGACAACAUUGAUACCUCAAAAAAUCAGUUGGCACAAACGAGUACCACGAUCGCCAUCGAAGGCAUGACAUGCGGAGCAUGUACGUCCGCUGUCGAAGGGGCUCUAAAAGACCAGCCAGGCUUAAUACGUUUCAACAUUAGCCUUUUAGCUGAGCGCGGCGUUGUUCUCCACGAACCGUCUAUUUUAUCUACGUCAAAGAUCAUCGAACUCAUUGAGGACGCCGGUUUCGACGCAAAGGUACUCUCAUCAGAAAUGGAUUCGUCAUCUCAGCGCCAUGCUUCCGCAUCACUCAAUUUCAGCAUAUAUGGAUUGACGGAUGCUGCCUCUGCUACAUCUUUAGAAACUCGGCUCCGCAACACACCAGGAAUACUAGCUGCCGAUGUGAGAUUGUCGAAUUCACGCGCUACAGUCACCCAUCAGCCAUCAAAAAUCGGUAUCCGAGGCGUCGUGGAAAUAAUCGAACAUGCUGGUUACAAUGCUUUGCUUGCUGAUUCGGAGGACAACAAUGCCCAGCUGGAAUCACUAGCCAAAACUAAAGAGAUACACGAAUGGCGAAAAGCAUUCUGGUUCUCGUUCUCCUUCGCUGUCCCCGUUAUGCUGAUCAGCAUGAUAAUUCCCAUGUAUUUUCGGACCUUGGAUUUUGGGAGCUUCGAAAUCAUCCAUGGCUUAUUCCUGGGCGACGUUGUUUGUCUAUUCCUCACCAUUCCUGUCCAAUUCGGAGUCGGGAUGCGGUUUUAUCGAUCCUCAUUCAAAUCGUUGAGACAUGGUGCGCCUACUAUGGAUGUUUUGGUGAUGCUGAGUACAAGUCUAGCGUUUGCAUUUAGUAUUCUAAGCAUGCUUGUGUCGAUGCUUUGUAUGCCGCAUACACGACCAAGUGUUGUGUUCGAAACAAGUACAAUGCUUAUCACUUUUAUUACCCUAGGCCGCUGGCUGGAAAAUCGCGCGAAAGGGCAGACAUCUCGCGCAUUAUCCCGGUUGAUGUCGCUCACUCCUUCCAUGGCCACUAUUUAUGACGAUCCAAUUGCCAUCGAGAAAGCAGCUGAGGGCUCCCGUGGCUAUGGGAAUGCAGCCGAAGAGAAAGACGCCAUCACCAGUGGUGCAAAAAGUGCGAAUCAAAAGUCGAUCCCUACAGAAUUGAUUCAAGUUGGUGAUGUUGUCUGCCUCCGCCCAGGAGACAAGAUUGCAGCCGACGGAACCGUCAUCCGUGGUGAGAGCUAUGUCGAUGAGAGCAUGGUGACUGGCGAGGCUAAUCCAAUUCGCAAAAUCCGAGGGAAUCAAGUUAUCGCGGGUACCGUCAAUGGAGCCGGGUGGGUUGAUUUUAAAGUUACGCGGACAGGUAGAGAUACCCAGCUGAGCCAAAUCGUUAAACUGGUCCAAAAUGCACAGACGAACCGAGCACCAAUCCAACGUAUGGCAGAUAUCGUUGCCGGAUAUUUCGUUCCAGCUAUCCUGACUCUAGGAUUGGUGACAUUUUUGGGCUGGAUGGUUCUCAGCCAUAUCUUACCCAAUCCACCAGAGAUAUUCCUUCGAGGGGGCAGUGGAGGUACGGUAAUGGUCUGUCUCAAGCUUUGCAUAUCUGUGAUCGUUUUUGCGUGCCCGUGCGCCCUCGGACUUAGUACUCCUACUGCUGUCAUGGUUGGAACUGGUGUUGGAGCUGAUCAUGGUAUUCUCGUCAAAGGCGGCGCAGCACUAGAGGCAGCGACAAAAAUCCAACAUGUGAUAUUUGACAAAACCGGCACAUUGACGACGGGCAAGACAACAGUCGCUGAUACUAAACUGGAACCCAUCUGGGCAUCCAAUGAAUGGCGUCGUCGCCUAUGGUGGUUAAUCGUCGGCCUUGCGGAAAUGACAAGCGAACAUCCUAUCGGUAAAACUAUCGUCACUGCAGCAAAAUCUGAAAACGGGCUUUCGAAUGACGACCCCCUUGAUGGCUCCAUAGUCGAAUUUGAAGCAGUCGUCGGAAAAGGUGUAUCUGCCAUUGUUGAGUCCGCAGCCAGCAUUGAACGAAACAGGUAUCACGUCGCUGUUGGAAAUGCAGUGUUCCUACGCUCCAAAAACAUACAAAUACCCGCAGCGGCGGAUCCAGAUAGCCAAGGCCCUACGACGACAGGGCUGACAUCGCAAAGCUCCAAAUACGACGUACUCAAUGGUGCGACUAGAGUGCAUGUGGCGAUUGAUAAUAAGUAUUCAGGCACAAUAUGCCUUCAAGAUUCUUUGAAACCGACAGCAAAAGCCACCAUCGCUGCUCUUCAUCGAAUGGGCCUUACCACGUCCUUGGUAACCGGCGAUACUUAUUCUACUGCUCUCGCCGUGGCCAAUGCAGUAGGCAUCCCAGCAGACUCGAUCCACGCCUCCGUUACUCCUCUCGAAAAACAAGCCAUCAUCGCGGAGCUCCAAACUACAUCCAGGCUCGCUGUCGCCAUGGUUGGCGAUGGAAUCAACGAUUCUCCAGCACUGGCAACAGCCUCGAUCGGCAUCGCGCUCUCCUCCGGCACGGACGUCGCCAUGGAAGCCGCGGAUGUUGUCCUCAUGCGGCCUGACGAUUUACUCUCCGUCCCCGCGAGUCUCUGCCUCGCCAAAUCAAUCUUCAGACGGAUAAAGAUCAAUCUAAUCUGGGCCUGUCUGUACAACGCCAUCGGCCUACCAUUCGCAAUGGGCAUAUUUCUCCCCUUUGGAGGCAUCUCGCUGCACCCCAUGGCCGCCGGGGCCGCAAUGGCAGCUUCGAGCGUCAGCGUUGUCGUGAGCAGUCUUCUUUUGAAACUGUGGAAACGGCCACGGUGGUUGGAUGAAGAAAGACUGGAGAAAGAGAUUGAAAUGGGCUUGAUCAGCGCGACGGGAUAUAGUCGCCGUGGAGCCGGUGGUUGGUGGAAGAAGAGCCCGGUUGGAUCUGAGCAGAGUGGAAAGGUAUGGCGGGGUAUUGAAUGGGCUGUGCAGAGGGCCUCGCGGAUGAUGGGGCGGAAGACGAGGCGGACAGAGGAGGAAGGUUAUGUGCCCUUGCAAACCGUUGAGCCGAUCAACUAA